CAACAAAAUGGACGACGAAAGUACAGGUGUUGGAAUGUGACAAGUGCUCGAUAUAGUAUUUACAGGCCGUGGGGUCAGCAUCUCUGGUGACGAUGGAGCCGGAUCCAGAUGAACAGAUCCACCCAGGCUUGGAGUCCCUGGAUUGGGGCAAUGAUUCUAAAGGUACAACGCCUUCUGCCAAAUACAACAAGCUGUCGGAGCAGGCCAGGAAGCUGAUGUCGGCAGAGAAACAAUGUGCCAUGUUCUGUGGAGGCAAGAAGUGCAAGUACUGCACUUACAACCAGUGGAGCAAGAAGCAAAUGGACAUUGAUGGAAUCUACUCAAACUGGGUGACAGAAAAGAUACUGGCCAUGGCCAGGCCGACCCACAUGGCGAUAAAGGAGAAGAAACUACUGGAUGCAUUUGAAAAUGCAGGUAUUAAGACCGUGAUCAACCUACAGAUGCCUGGAGAACAUGCAUCUUGUGGGGAGGGGCUGGAUAAGAGUGGCUUCUCCUACGACCCUCAGCAACUCAUGGAGAAAGGAAUUUUCUUCUACAAUUUUGGAUGGAAUGACUAUGGAGUUGCCUCGAUGAGCACCCUCCUGGACAUUGCUAAAGUGAUGCAGUUUGGUCUGUCUGAGGGCAAGAUUGCUAUCCAUUGCCAUGCUGGUCUUGGUAGGACAGGACUGAUGAUUGCGUGUUACCUGGUUUUCACCAACAGAGAGCUGUCGAGCGAUGCUGUCCAGUAUGUUCGAUCCCGGAGACCCAACUCAAUACAGACUGGGGAACAAGUCCGGACUGUUGCUGAAUUUGAAGAGUACCUGAAGCCUUUCAGGAUCAUCUUCGCAUCUAAAGAUCCAGAUGCUCAUGACUUCUCACUGCGUCAAUUUCUCAAUCGUCAACAACAUAUACUACACGGGUUUGAAGCCAAGAAACUCAAGUAUAUUCCAAAAAUCGUGUAUGUGUGUUGUGAACGAUUGCUGGAGCUUGCCUCAAAAGGUAACUCUCUCAACAAGACCCGGAGUACAUUGUCCAUGUCAGAUCUAAAGUCUGACAUACUUAAAAGAACAAUUAGUGGUAAUUCCCUAGCAAAUAAUUCAAGUUCUCAGAUAUCGGUGCGUUCUAAUGAAAAUGCCCCGUCUGAUGAAGCGGGAUCUGAGACUGCCACAAGUGAACAUUUUGAAGAUUUAAAACAAAAAGAUUUUAAAGCUAAUGAUGUUAAUGGCAACGAAAAUGGUAAAGGUCAUAAAAAGAAAGGUGCUAACAACAAAAAAGACGAUUGUAUCGCAGACAGCAGAAAAGUUAAUCGAAAGUCAAAUUCCGAGGGAACCCUGUCAGGGUCAGAUAACUCUGUCAGUGAUAACACAGUUCAAGCCAGAGACAGUGGAAGUGCAUCUGGCUGUGGUAUAGAUUCCGGCUCAAGCAAGAGCUACACAUCAACAAGCCCUCAAGGGUCAUCGCCUGAAGAUCCGUCUCUCUGGAUUGUGGAGGCCUUAAUUGAGACAGACUAUUCUGAUAUUGUACUGAAGAAAGUAGCUGCUUUUGAGGAAGCACUGAACCAGACUGAUGAAGCUUGGAGCGUGAUAGCACAGGACCAGGAUCCGGUCGUCCUCAGUCUCCUCAUGUGGGAGUGGCUGGACCAGCUGAGUGAACCGGCUUUGUCAGCUCAGGAUUUGCUGACCCUGCUGGGGAGUCAUGAACCUCCGCUGGAUGCUCUGUUCAAGGUGGAGAAGGGGGUGAAGUACCUGCUGGAGUACGUCUCGCGAGUGAUCAUCAAGCUGCAGCCCAUCUCCAGCAGCCUCCAGCAGAGUCUCCUGGAACGUUUUCUGUCCCAUCUCACACACCAAUCAGUACGUCAGGAGGUCCUCUCCCGACACGGACCAGAGUCCAUGGAUGACUGGCCCAAGAUGAGGUCCAACACCACCAGGGACCUCAUCCGCUUUGUUGAAAAACUCAUCAAGAACAUGAAGGUCAAGGACAGCAAGAAGCGGUGAGAAAAGUAGUGCAUUGCUGGAGGGUGAUGUGUUUUGAAGACAGUGUCAAGGUCAAGGACAACAGGAAGCAGUGGAGAAGUUUACCACUGGGUAGAAGGUGCUUGUGCCGGAUUAGUGUCACCCUGGUGACCUUGAACUAGCCUGUGGUAUAUGAAGCUUAGAUAUUCACUGUUUCGGGUUAUUCCAACCCUUGACUUUCGUUCCGUUUUGAACUCUGUCAAGAGGUAGUCAGAGAGUGCAGAGUCAAGACAGUUUGUAUACAGUAUAUACACACAGACUAUCAGGCUUACUUAUGGACUCUGAAGGUGAUGUGUGUUGAAAACAGCACAGAGGCCAAGGCCUCACUGUUACACAGCAAGGAUAUGGAACGAAUGGGGGUCUGUAUGUGAAGCUAUAGUGGACUCUUAGUCUAGUGAACAACGUUCAAAACCACCAGUGUAAAAAAGCGAUUUAUGG
Messenger RNA from Haliotis rubra (blacklip abalone), 2429 nucleotides. RefSeq names its product protein tyrosine phosphatase domain-containing protein 1-like. Lineage: Eukaryota; Metazoa; Mollusca; Gastropoda; Lepetellida; Haliotidae. The transcript has 14 exons. Gene Ontology annotation, molecular function: protein tyrosine/serine/threonine phosphatase activity. The record is from RefSeq and is a predicted model, not a curated record. Gene Ontology annotation, biological process: protein dephosphorylation; cilium assembly. The coding region runs from base 93 to 1973 and encodes 626 amino acids.